Molecule: messenger RNA, 2412 nt
Organism: Colletotrichum karsti
Lineage: Eukaryota; Fungi; Ascomycota; Sordariomycetes; Glomerellales; Glomerellaceae
Product: DEAD/DEAH box helicase
Exons: 2
Coding region: 1-2412 (803 amino acids)
Biological process (GO): rRNA processing
Cellular component (GO): nucleus
Molecular function (GO): ATP binding; RNA helicase activity; nucleic acid binding
Source: RefSeq, a predicted model, not a curated record
AUGGCGACCCCGGCGAAGGGCCCCGCGAAGGGACCAGCAAAACGAUCAAAGACACUCAAGAGAGACACAAGGAUCGAGAAGAGAAAACAGCAAGUGCAGAGCAUCGAGCAGCUCGAGAAGGCCGUCGCAGACUUUGACCCCAAGGGCGACUUCAAGACCUUCUCCGAACUCCCCCUCUGCGAAGCGACCGCGACCGGCCUCGAGAAAUCCCACUUCCAAACCCUCACGGACAUCCAGUCCCGCGCCGUGCCCCUCGCCCUCAAGGGCCAUGACAUCCUCGGCGCCGCGAAGACCGGCAGCGGCAAGACCCUCGCCUUCAUCAUCCCCGUCCUCGAGAAGCUCUACCGCGCAAGAUGGACCGAGUUCGACGGCCUCGGCGCCCUCAUCCUCUCCCCCACCCGCGAGCUGGCCGUGCAGAUCUUCGACGUCCUGCGCAAGGUCGGCCGCAACCACGCCUUCUCCGCCGGCCUCGUCAUCGGCGGCAAGAGUCUGAAGGAGGAGGCCGAGCGCCUGUCCAAGAUGAACAUCCUGGUGUGCACCCCGGGACGCAUCCUGCAGCACCUCGACCAGACGGCCGGCUUCGACGUCGAUAAUCUCCAGAUCCUGGUCCUCGACGAGGCGGACCGCAUCAUGGACAUGGGUUUCCAGACCGCCGUCGACGCGCUGGUCGAGCACCUGCCGCAAACAAGACAGACCCUCCUCUUCAGCGCGACGCAGAGCAAGAAGGUCUCCGACCUGGCACGCCUGAGCCUCAAGGAUCCCGAAUACGUCUCCGUGCACGAGGAGUCCACGCCCAAGAACCUCCAGCAGCACUACAUCGUCACCCCGCUCCCCGAAAAGCUCGACACCCUCUUCGGCUUCAUCAAGGCGAACCUCAAAAGCAAGAUCAUCGUCUUCCUGUCGUCCGGAAAACAGGUCCGCUUCGCGUACGAGAGCUUCAGGCACCUGCAGCCCGGUAUCCCCCUCCUCCACCUCCUCGGAAAGCAGAAGCAGCUCCAGCGCAUGGAGAUCACGAAGCGCUUCGCCGAGUCCAACAACUCCUGCCUCUUCGCGACCGACGUCGUCGCCCGCGGAGUCGACUUCCCCGCCGUCGACUGGGUCGUGCAGGUCGACUGCCCCGAGGACGUAGACACAUAUAUCCACCGCGUGGGCCGCACCGCGCGAUACGAGCGCGACGGCAAGGCCGUUCUCUUCCUCGACCCCAGCGAGGAGGAGGGCAUGCUCAAGCGCCUCGAGGCGAAGAAGGUGCCCAUCAGCAAGAUCACCGUCAAGGAGAACAAGAAGAAGAGCAUCAAGAACCAGCUGCAGAGCAUGUGCUUCCAGAACCCGGACCUCAAGUAUCUCGGCCAGAAGGCCUUCAUCAGCUACACCCGCUCCAUCCACCUGCACAAGGACAAGGAGGUCUUCAAGCUCGACGAGCUCGACCUCGACGCCUUCGCCUCCAGCCUCGGUCUCCCGGGAGCGCCGCAGAUCAAGUUCAAACAGGGCGGCGCCGACAUGAAGAAGGUCAAGAACGCCCCGCGCGCGGGCAUGUCGAGCGACGAGGACGACUCGGACGAUGACGCGCCCAAGAAGCCCAAGAAGCCCGAGGUGCGCACAAAGUACGACCGCAUGUUCGAGCGCACCAACCAGGACGUCCUUUCGGGUCACUACAGCAAGCUCGUGGCCAACGGCGAGAUCGACGGUCCGGCGGUGGACGGCGCGGGCGGCGACGACGAGGAGGGCGACGACUUCCUCUCGGUCAAGCGGGUCCUCAACGACGACGCGCUCGACGCCGAGUCCGGCAAGGCGCCCGGGUCCAAGGCCAAGGUGAUCUCGUACGGCGACCAGCAGUUCAUCGUGGACUCGAAGCGGCGCGAGAAGGCGCUGCAGUCCAAGAAGAAGAUGCUCAAGUUCAAGGGCCGGGGCACGAAGCUCGUCUUCGACGAGGAGGGCAACGCGCACCCAAUCUACGAGCUGCAGAACGAGGACGACUUCAAGCAGGAGGGCGCGCCGGAGGAGCUCCGGCAGAAGUUCGUCGAGAGCGAGACGGCGCGCGUCAGGGAGGCGGACGCGGACGACAAGGAGCUCCAGCGCGAGAAGAGGAGGGAGAAGAAGCUCAAGCGGAAGCUGCGGGAGGCGGAGGAGCGGGAGGGCGGCGCGCCGCAGCUGGUGGAGGCGCCGGGGGCGCAGGACGGGGAGGACCCGUUGGCGCUGCUGCGGUCGUUGCCGAUUGCGGGCGGGUCGAGCGGGGGGGAGGAGUCGGAGGACGAGAGGCCGAAGAAGAAGACCAGGAAGUGGUUCCAGGACGACUCGGACGAGGAGAGGGAGAAGAAGAAGAGGGCCAAGAAGGGCGGCAAGGUGCUCGAGAUCGACCACGAGCCCGAGACGUUGGAGGACCUCGAGGCGCUGGCUUCGGGCUUGUUGAAUUAA